Molecule: messenger RNA, 1752 nt
Organism: Vidua macroura (Pin-tailed whydah)
Lineage: Eukaryota; Metazoa; Chordata; Aves; Passeriformes; Viduidae
Gene: GYG1
Product: glycogenin 1
Exons: 8
Coding region: 222-1124 (300 amino acids)
Cellular component (GO): cytoplasm
Molecular function (GO): glycosyltransferase activity
Source: RefSeq, a predicted model, not a curated record
UAAACACAAGAUUCUGUGAAGAAAGUGUUUACAGAGAAGGGGAAAAGGAUGAGAAGGGAGAUCUGCACAGCUGAAAUACUUGAUGUUUAGACCAGUCUUUUGUGACUCUAGCCACAAAUGACUCCUAUGUGAAAGGAGCACUGGUACUUGGUUCAUCCUUGCAACAGUACAGAACAACAAGGAAGCUGACUGCACUCAUAACUCCUCAGGUCUCAGAUCUUAUGAGGAAAGUGCUGGAAAAAGUCUUUGAUGAAGUCAUAUUGGUAAAUGUCUUGGAUAGUGGGGAUUCAGCACACUUGGCGUUAAUGAAAAGACCUGAGUUGGGCGUCACACUAACAAAGCUUCACUGCUGGGAGCUGACACAGUUUUCAAAGUGUGUUUUCAUGGAUGCAGACACAAUGGUUUUGUCAAAUAUAGAUGAGCUUUUUGAGAGAGAAGAGCUAUCUGCAGCACCAGAUCCAGGCUGGCCCGACUGUUUUAAUUCAGGAGUUUUUGUUUACCGACCUUCUAUUGAAACAUACAGUCAGCUGUUACAGUUUGCCACAGAGAAAGGCAGCUUUGAUGGUGCAGAUCAGGGGUUAUUAAACACGUUCUUCAGCAGCUGGGCAACAACAGACAUGAGCAAACAUCUACCGUUUAUUUAUAAUUUGAGCAGCACUUCUGUAUAUUCCUACCUUCCAGCAUUUAAAGCGUUUGGUGCAAAUACUAAGGUGGUGCAUUUCCUGGGAAGCACAAAGCCAUGGAACUAUACAUAUGACUCCAGAACAAAAAGCAUAAAGGGCAACAUGGAUGACCCUAAAAUAGUUCACCCAGAAUUCCUCAACAUGUGGUGGGAUACCUACAUAGCUGAUGUUUUACCAUUACUAGAACAGCAUGGAAUUGUUAAAGAAAUUACUACAGGGGUAAAUAUGCUAUCGGGCUUGGUCUAUACUCUGGCUUUCUCUUGUGGCUUCUGUAGAGAGGCAGAAGUUACAGAGGCAGUGUCCCACGUAUCAGUAUCACCACUAUUACCAACUGAAUCUUCAGAAGAACGCAAGGAACGGUGGGAACAGGGCCAAGCUGACUAUAUGGGAGCGGAUUCCUUUGACAACAUCAAGAAGAAACUUGAUACUUACCUUCAGUAGAAGUGCCUGUCUCAAACAGUGGUGAUGCAAGGACUUGUUCCAGAACUAACAGCUAGAAAGCUAUAGAUGGUGGUCAGUUACACUUGCUAGUAGCUUGAGGAAAAACUUCUUGGCUGAAGGCCUCUGCAGUGCUACAGAUGAAGACUGAGCAAAAGCUAGGAAGCAGAAUCCUUGGGCCACCUAUUACUGCCCAAUUUCCAAUUCUCCCUACUAGAUAAAACCAGGUAUUUUCAGCUUAAAAUGUCUUCUGUUUUGAUCAAUUGGCUCAACAUAUUCUUUAAACUGGGUUUGUUACCUCACCUCAUUAGGUGAUUAGCAUUGAUUCCUUUGCUUGCUGUUUUAGAUGUAAAAUCUAAUUCAUGGGAUUGCUCAUACACUGGAGUGGUAGCCAUUCUGCUUUACCAUAAAUGUAUUAAUGACACUGGGGUACAUACAGUUGUAACAGUAAUAGCACUGCUUUGCUCUUCCAGUCACAAUUGCACUGAAAUUUUGACCAGGUUCUUACGCACAGUGCCUGCAGCAUGGCAGAAUGCGUUUUUCAGUUCUGUAUACUAUGGGACUAGUAAACUGAGUUUUAUCUGUUCCUUGCAAUGUUGCACUUGAUACAAAAAUAAAAAGUUGUCAUGCA